AUGAUUUUUGCUUUUAAGAAAUUAAGUGGAAAAACUUUGUCUGUGUUAAGUAUUCUUAAAAUUUUCCAUUUAGAACAUAACAUUUAAGUGAAAUUAGAUUUUAGUAAGAAUCAUGUUAAUAAAUAAGGUAAAUGUUGUGAUACACUUCAAAUUAAUGAGAAUGAAAUUGUAUAUGGAAAUUUUUCAAUUAUUAAUUACUUGACUAAGGUUAAAAGAAAUCCUUAUUAAAAUGAAAAAUUGUGGUGGGUGGCUCAUUAACUUCAAGAUGUAAUUUAAAUAAAAAAGAAUGAUGUAAAAUAUUUAUUAAUUUUAUAGGAAGUUGUUGAGAAAAAGAAAUAGGUUAAGACAGAUAAUGUCAAAUCUUUAAAUAGAAUUUUGGAGUAGUAAAAGUAUUUAGAAGGAGAAGAAUUAUCAGAGACAGAUAUUAUUGCUUAUAUCAAAUUAAAGAGAGUAAAACCAGAAGUAAAGACAUAAGGUAAAUUAUAAAAAUGGUAAAAUGCUGUUGGAGCUAUUGUUGAUCCUAUUUUGACAUCAACAGAAAAUGUAUUAAAUAUUAAUUUAAGUCUAUUAGGAAUUUAAUCCAUAGAUUAUCGCAUUUCAUGAAGAAAAAAGAAAGAAGCAAGAAGAAAUCAAUAAAAGAAAAGAAUAACAUCAAAAUGCAAAGAAAUAAGCAAAAGAUGAUUAAAAUAAAGGAAAAUAAUAAUAAUAAUAAUAAUAAUAAUAAUAAUAAUAAUAAUAAUAAUAAUAAUAAUAAUAACAAUAAUAAUAACAAUAAUAAUAACAAUAAUAAUAACAAUAAUAACAAUAAUAAUAACAAUAAUAAUAAUCAUAAUAAUAAUAAUAAAGCAACAAAAUAAAAUAAAAAGAAGAAAUAUCAUAAGAUUAUUUGAAAUAAUUUUCUGCUUAAAAAAUCAUCAGAACAAAUUUAGGAUAAUAGAUUCUCCCCUAGAAAGAUAAAAGAAAUGUCCUAAUUACAAGUGCUUUACCUUAUGUGAAUAAUGUUCCUCACUUAGGAAAUAUUAUAGGGUGUGUUUUAAGUGCAGAUGUUUUUGCUAGAUAUUCAAGAUUAAGAGGAUAUAAUACUUUAUAUAUAUGUGGAACAGAUGAAUAUGGAACUGCUACUGAAGUAAAAGCUAUAUAAGAGAAAAUGACUCCUUAGGAGAUUUGUACAAAAUUCCAUUAGAUUCAUAAAGAAGUUUAUGAUUGGUUUGAUAUAGAUUUUGAUUAUUUUGGAAGAACUUCAACUCCCAUUCAUACUGAAAUAACUUAAGAAAUAUUUAAUCAUUUGCAUCCUAAAUAUACAACUUAAAAAAGUAGUCCAUAAACAUAUUGUACAUCUUGUAAGAUGUAUUUAGCUGACAGAUAUGUAAGUGGUGUAUGUCCACAUUGUUAAUAUGAAGAUGCAAGAGGUGAUUAAUGUGAUAAUUGUGGUAAAUUAUUAGAUCCAGUUGAAUUAAUUAAUUCAAAAUGUUACAUCUGCAAAAAUUAACCUGAAAUAAAAGAAACUAAACAUAUCUAUAUUAAUUUACCAGAUAUUUAAGAAAAAUUAGAAAAAUGGAUUCAUUCUACAUCUUAAACUGGUCUUUGGUCUUAAAAUUCUUACAAUGUAUCUAAAGCAUGGUUGAAAUUAGGAUUAAAAGAAAGAUGUAUAACUAGAGAUUUGAAAUGGGGUGUUUAAGUUCCUUUAGAUGAAUAUAAAGAUAAAGUAUUUUAUGUCUGGUUUGAUGCACCUAUUGGUUAUUUAAGCAUUACGGCUAAUUUUAUUAAGGAAUGGAAAUAAUGGUGGAUGAAUCCAGAAAAUGUCGAAUUAUUUUAAUUUAUGGGUAAAGAUAAUGUUCCAUUUCAUACUGUUAUUUUCCCAUCUACAUUAAUGGGAACUGAAUAAAAUUAUACUCUUUUGAAAACUAUUUCAACAACAGAGUAUUUAAAUUAUGAAGAUGGUAAAUUUUCUAAAUCUAGAAGCACAGGAGUUUUUGGUGAUAAUGCAUAAGAUACUUAAAUUCCAAAUGAAAUCUUUAGAUAUUAUUUAUUAAUCAAUAGACCAGAAAAAAGUGAUACCAUAUUUACUUGGUAGGAUUUUGCUAAUAAAAAUAAUAAUGAACUUUUACCUAAUUUAGGUAAUCUUGUUAAUAGAGCUCUUAAUUUCAUUUAUAAAAAUUAUAAUAAAUCAAUUCCAAAUGUUGAACUCAAUCAAUUAAAUGGAAAGGAUGAAGAAUUUAUUAACCUAUUUAUGAAUAAAUUUAAGAAUGAAUAUUUAGAUGCUUUUGAAAAAGUAGAAAUUAAAGAUGCUCUUCGUAAAGCUAUGGAAUUAAGCAGUCUAGUGAAUAAAUAUAUUUAAGAUGAAAAAGCAUGGGAAAAAGAACAAAAAGAAUCAAAAAGAUCAGAUGUUAUAUUAUUUGUUGCAGUUAAUGCAAUUAGAUUAGUUAGUGCUUUGAUUGAACCAUUUAUGCCUUCUGUUUCUGCUAAAAUUAAUUUUACUUUAGGCUUUAAUUAAAGAACAGAAAAGGAUGAUGUAUUAUUUAAGCAUGUUUUAUCAUAUGAUAAUAAUGUAUCUGCUCUAUUGAAUCUAGUCAAUCCAGGAUAACCAAUUAAUUAGCCAGUACCUAUUUUUAGAGAAUGUAAUCUAUUUAUUUAAUAAUAAUUUAGUCAAACCAGAAGAAGUAGAAAGGUGGAGAUAACUUUAUAAAGGUUAAAUCUGAUAUAUCAUUAAUAAUCAUAAAUAUUAAAG
Molecule: messenger RNA, 2728 nt
Organism: Paramecium sonneborni
Lineage: Eukaryota; Ciliophora; Oligohymenophorea; Peniculida; Parameciidae
Source: the annotation of a GenBank genome assembly